CCUCGUUAUAUGUUCCUUACAAGUUAAAGACAACCAAUCAGCUAAUGUGCCUGUUGCUAAUUUAUCUAUUGGAGGCCACAUGACGCUCAAUUUUAUUUCCGAAUUUCGACAUGAAGCCCUCCUGUAGAAACGCAGUAUUUGACGAUGAAGAGGACGCGGACGGAAUUUGUCGGGCAAAAGAGGAGCAGGCGCUCGUGGGAAGUGUUUGCAAGUUGCAACGUCGCCAGGACGAGUUACACACGGCAGUGGACGUCAGCGAACAAGAUCUUCAUCCUGAGAAGCGGGAGGCGGAAACCUCUCACAUUAAAGAGGAGGAGGAGCCAGAUUUAGCUGACAUGGGAAAGGGAGGAGAGCCAGAGCUCCCGCACGUUAAAGACGAAGAGCAGGAGGAUGAAAUCAGCAAGUUUCCAUCAGUUGGUGUCACUCUGAAGGGUGAAGGAGACGACGGAGACCACAGUGGAGUCUCCCACGCGCAAGACCUCUCAGCUCCACUCUCAGAUAGCGAGGACGUAACGUCGCACUCUUCCGAUUAUGAUGAAGAUGGCGACGACGCAGAUGAACAUUCCAAAGGCGGUCCGACAUGCCAAACUGACAUCAAAUGUUCUUACUGUGGCAAAACUUUUCACAGAAAGUCAUUGUUGAAAAAACACACAAGAACACACACGAAGCCUUUUUUCUGCUCAGUUUGUGGUCAAAGAUUCUCCAGAAAGGCGACGUUGACGAUGCACACAAGAACGCACACGGGAGAAAAACCUUUCGUCUGCUCAGUUUGCGGUAAAAGAUUCUCGAGAAAUGGAAGCUUAAAAAGACACGCGAGAACACACACCGGAGAAAAACCUUUUGCUUGUUCAGUUUGCGACAAAAGAUUCUCUAGAAAGGGACACUUGAUCGAUCACACAAAAAGACACACUGGAGAAAAACCUUUUCCCUGCUCAGUUUGCGGUGAAAGAUUCAUGCAAGUCGGGGAUUUAAAAAUACACGCGAGAGCACACACUGGCGAGAAACCAUUUAGUCAGCAUGUGUGAUCGCAUUCCAUUUUGAGUGCCGUGUUAAGAGGCGCUAGUGUGCUGGAAAACAAUGUCAAGUCCAUCUUGUGUAUGAAGUUUGCAGUUUAAAAAAAAAAAAAAAAAAUUCAAGCUGCUUUGCCUCGGGGAGAAGAGCAGCAGCCAAGGAAGCUGCAGAAUAAACAUAAGAAACGUGGUGCUCAUCUUUGACUUCUUCCGUACUCUCGGAUCAUGAAACACUCGCAGAACUUGGGUUUAUGAAAGAGCUGGUUGAUGAGCGAGUUCCGUUUAGGUCAUAAGGUCCAGCCCACCUUCAGGAUGCCCCAAUAAAAGAAAAUCUCAACAGGGAGAAGGACGGGAAGUUCUUCAGUUCUUUCAAAGGCAGGAAUGGCGGCCGGCUGUAGUAGUGGUCCAUGUCAGUGAGUGGUCUGGAACACGAGACCGUAUGUCUUCGCAACCAACGUUGCACGUGCCUUAUAAGCUGGCUCAAACAAGUUCAGCUAUCUGAAGAAAACCAGAUUUAUACAGAGAGAAAGCUAAAGGACUUGAAAAGUUUAAAAAGUAGCAGUGAGCUGCAGAAAUAUUUUUUUCUGGUCAGUAGAUUUGGGACUCUUGGCAACUUACUUUGCUGUCGGAACACAAAGUAAUUCUGUUAUGCAUAUCUAGUGUUGCUUUUUUUCAAAAUAUUACUAAAAUCACGAUUUGUUUGCGUUCUGUGCGUGUGGGGGUGAAGGCAGAAAGAUGUCUUGGCCCAAGGUCCCGGGCAGCGCUCCUGCGCACGACGACAAAUUUGUGACUAAACACAAAUUUGGGAAAGGUGAGUUAAAUUUUACAAGUCACACCCAAACUUGAUUACCAACAUACUUGCUGGAUCAAGAGGUUCAUUAAAUAAAAAUCUGUCUAUGAAAACGUGACAUAGGUUACAAGAUCUCAAGAAGCAAUGCAUCCCAAAAAAUUCAAGACGAAAUUGGGGAGGGGGGCUGAAAUCUAUCAAACUGGAAAAGAUUGCAAAGCCAUUUGCAAAGCUUUGGGGCUCCAGCAAACCACUGUCAGAGCCAUUAUCAUAAAAUGGAGAAAACUGGCAACAGUGGCAAACCUUCCCAGGAGUAAACAACCAAACGAUGAUUCAUCCAGGGGGUCACAGAAGAACUUCAAAGAGCAUCAAAAGACCUGCAGGCCUCGCUGACCUCAGUUAAGGUCAGUGUUCCAUGGCUGUACCAAAAGAAAGACACUGAAUAUUACAAUUGGUUUGAUGAUUUGAAACCUAGUCACUGAUGGGAGUAGUAGUACACACGGCUGACUUUGGUGCGGGCAGCGUGGAAACGAUUCCCACUCUCGAUAUCUGUGACUGACUGGCGACCAGUUCAGGGUGUAGUCUACCUUUUGCCCAAAACUAGCUGGGAUAAGCCUCUUGAUCACGUUUCGCACACCAUUUGCAAGUUGUUACCUGUAUAUUGCCGUGUGUUUAACAAUUGUUGUCAUCGUUGCUUAACUGUGAGUAAAACUACAGGGCAAAGUUUGGCCAAUCUGCCAACGUGUGUCGGGCCAGUCCGACAGACGAGAGCCGAGAGAGCCCGUGUACCUACGUCAUAAAAUCACGUGACUUUUGUUUACGUCGCCAUAUUGCCGGUCAAUCUAGGCAUCGCUCAAUGCUCAGUCGGUUGGAGACGACACGGAAAUAUGUCUUGUAGCACGACGCCCAGACUCUUGACGGAUACCGU
Messenger RNA from Syngnathoides biaculeatus (alligator pipefish), 2725 nucleotides. Its product is annotated as zinc finger protein 567-like. NCBI's taxonomy places the organism in Eukaryota, Metazoa, Chordata, Actinopteri, Syngnathiformes, Syngnathidae. The transcript has 3 exons. The coding region runs from base 111 to 1025 and encodes 304 amino acids. Gene Ontology annotation, cellular component: nucleus. The record is from RefSeq and is a predicted model, not a curated record.